Molecule: messenger RNA, 360 nt
Organism: Macadamia integrifolia
Lineage: Eukaryota; Viridiplantae; Streptophyta; Magnoliopsida; Proteales; Proteaceae
Product: secreted RxLR effector protein 161-like
Exons: 1
Coding region: 1-360 (119 amino acids)
Source: RefSeq, a predicted model, not a curated record
AUGGAGUAUGGCUUAUGGUACCCUAAGAUUGAAAGUUUCACACUCACAACAUUCUCAGAUGCUGAUUGGGCAGGUAGUGUGGAUGAUAGGAAGAGCACUAGUGGUAGUGCAUUCUUUUUGAGGCAGAGUCUAGUGGCAUGGCAUAGCAAGAAACAAGAAUCUAUUUCUUUAUCUACAGCAGAGGCUGAAUACAUUGCAUCUGCAGCUAGUUGUACACAGGUGAUUUGGAUGCAGAGACAAGUAACGGACUUUGAAAUUCACAAUGAUGAAUCGGUGUCUAUUAAGUAUGAUGAUAUGAGUGCCAUUAAUAUUUCAAAGAAUCCAGUGCAACAUUCGAGGACAAAGCAUAUUGACAUCUGA